UGAAAGGGUAAAAUCGUUAUUUCUUGUAUCUUCUGCUUCCACGAGAUUCUCUUUACCCAGACCUAAAAUUGCAGCCGUAUUUUCAUAUUUUUAACAUAAAUCACCAUUUUUAAGCUAUUUGCUUCAAUUAAACUCGGUUUGUUUUGGUAUUACCACUUAUACACGAUAUUUAGACCGAUUUCAAUAACGAAAUCACCAAAAUCUGAAUUUUUUUUUGCUUCUGAGCCGAGUUUUGGAGUGAUUAUACCAUAAUCGCGGCGGUGAGGCUCCGCCAAGCGCUUUUCCGGCGAGAAAUCGGACGUUCGGGCCGCGUUUUCGAACAGAUCGAACAGGCUUUGAUAGAAUCAAUGACGGUUCUCAAAAGGUACGUCCUGAGGCUGUUCAUGUCCAUCAAGUACAUAACAGCAAACGUAGUGGACAGAAACAACGGGAGAGUAGUGACAACAGCUUCAACAGUAGAGCACGCAGUCAAGAACUCACUAGAGUGUGGCCGUACUUGCAAUGCCAAAGCAGCUGCUAUUGUUGGAGAGGUUUUGGCGAUGAGGUUGAAAGUAGAAGGGCUCCAAGAUGGGCAAGGACGAGGUAUCCACGCAGAUGUCAAGAAAGAAAUUGAAAAGAAAGGGUUCAAGAGUCGAACCAAGGUAUGGGCUGUUAUUAACUCACUAAAGAACAAUGGUGUUACACUCAUCCUUGAUGAUUAUGAUGCUGAUGAUGACAAAGAUUAUCGUGAUCGUUCUUAUGAGGGUCAUCGUUAAAUUCACAAGCUUUACUUUCUGUGUCAUCUUCCUCCAGCAGUUGUGGAAUCUGAGUUUUGGUUCUGUAAACUUGGAACAGUCAAAUCUUUGUAACAUAAUAAAGAGUGUGUUCAAGAUAACAACUUUAGUUUUCUUUUCACGUUUAUAACAAUGAAGUUUCCUGUCGAAAUAAUUCACAAGUAAUAUUAUAAGU
This is a messenger RNA of Brassica napus (rape), 948 nucleotides long. RefSeq lists its product as uncharacterized. Gene Ontology annotation, biological process: translation. Gene Ontology annotation, cellular component: ribosome. Bases 348 to 755 code for a protein of 135 amino acids. NCBI's taxonomy places the organism in Eukaryota, Viridiplantae, Streptophyta, Magnoliopsida, Brassicales, Brassicaceae. Gene Ontology annotation, molecular function: structural constituent of ribosome; 5S rRNA binding. The transcript is spliced from 2 exons. The record is from RefSeq and is a predicted model, not a curated record.